This is a messenger RNA of Solanum stenotomum, 1405 nucleotides long. Its product is annotated as inositol monophosphatase 2. Bases 469 to 1284 code for a protein of 271 amino acids. Gene Ontology annotation, molecular function: inositol monophosphate 1-phosphatase activity. Gene Ontology annotation, biological process: inositol metabolic process; signal transduction; phosphatidylinositol phosphate biosynthetic process. The transcript has a single exon. NCBI's taxonomy places the organism in Eukaryota, Viridiplantae, Streptophyta, Magnoliopsida, Solanales, Solanaceae. The record is from RefSeq and is a predicted model, not a curated record.
CUACGUGUAAUGUAACUAAAGUUUUAGUAGGUAUGUCUACUUUCUUUGUAUAGCUCACUGAAAAUUUAAUUUCUUAUACAAAUUGGACUCGACUUAAUUAGUGAGGCGGUAAUAUCGAUUGUUAAAAUUGAAAACAAUCCCAAAAGUCACAUUAUAUUAUAGAGUUUCUUAUCAAAUAUGACUUCAGUCAACUAAAGAAAAAAGAACUUUCUAAAUAAACAUGUCACUAAAUCUUGUUAGAAUAGAAAUAAGAAAAAGAACCGUAUAUAAAAUCCUACCUGAAAAAACAGUAGUAUAUAGAAUCCUACUUCGAAAAGGAUUAGUAUUAGGAGUCCCAUUUGGAAAAGGAUUAGUAUAUGUAACCCAACCUGAAAAAGGAUACCAGAGUGUCUAUAAAUAGGAAUUAUGUAGAGACAGAAUACAAUUCGAUAGUAAUAAUAUUUUCCCUUUUUACUAAAUUAAAAUAAGAUGAGGCAAAACGAUUCAGUUGAAGAGUUUGUUGAUGUUGCAAUUGAAGCAGCUAAGAAAGCUGGAGAGAUAAUUCGUCGUGGAUUCUACAAGAGUAAGCAUGUUGAGCACAAAGGAGUUGUUGAUUUAGUAACAGAGACUGAUAAGGCAUGUGAAGAUUUAAUUUUUAAUCAUCUAAAGCAAUGUUUUCCCAGUCAUAAGUUUAUUGGUGAAGAAACAACUGCUGCUGCUUCUGGAGAUUUUGAGCUGACUGAUGAACCAACUUGGAUAGUUGAUCCACUUGACGGAACGACCAACUUUGUGCACGGGUUUCCUUUUGUUUGCGUAUCUAUCGGUCUCACAAUUGAAAAGAAACCAGUGGUUGGUGUUGUUUACAACCCAAUUAUUGAUGAGAUUUUCACUGCAAUCGAUGGGAGAGGUGCUUUUCUUAACGGGAAGCCUAUUAAAGUAUCUUCAGAGUCUCAACUUAUAAAGGCUCUUGUUGCUACAGAGGUUGGAACAAACAGGGAUAAGGCAAUUGUAGAUGCUACUACAGGGAGAAUCAAUAGAUUGCUUUUCAAGGUUAGGUCCCUCAGGAUGUCUGGUUCUUGUGCAUUAAAUCUAUGUGGAGUGGCGUGUGGAAGGCUUGAUCUCUUCUAUGAAAUUGAAUUUGGUGGUCCUUGGGAUGUCGCAGCUGGUGCUCUCAUAGUCAAAGAAGCUGGAGGACUCGUGCUUGAUCCAUCUGGUUCCGAAUUUGACCUCACAGCUCGACGGGUAGCUGCUACAAACCCUCAUCUCAAGGACGCUUUUAUCAACGCCUUGAAUGAAUCAGAAUGAGAAUCAUACCUUCAUAGGAAUAGGAACAAGAAUGCAAUAAUUAUUUAUACUGUGAAUAUUGUUAUGGAUAGAUUAUUUCCUUUAAGAAUCUUUUUGUUUUUAGUUACUCUUAUCCAUAUAU